AUGCCUCGCAGCCAAACGCAACAGCGUAAUCCCAAGGACCGCUCAGCACAGAAACCACCUCAGAAGCGGAAGAAUGGACGGUCGCUCAAUGCGCUUUCCAUCGCCGAGAAGCAAAUUCCAACUAGAUUGGGCGUUCGACGCAGUCGUCUAGGAGCUUACGAUGAUGGCUCUAGCCGCAAAAGAAACACUGGCGGUGACGACGAGGACGAAGAGGAGGAGACCCCGCACUACAAGCGCCGCAGAACCGAAGAUACCGGAAGCCUUGACGGUGGCAGCGAUAGCGAGGGCCACGAGUGGACUCUCGGACAAGUGAACAGUGAUGACGACAGCGAACUCGACAGUGACGAAGCCCUCGGCGAAAGCGAUGAAGAACGAUUCGAGGGAUUCACCUUCCGUGCAUCAAAGUCCAAAAACCCACCUAAGAAAGCAGCAGCCAAGCCUAAGAAACCCGUCGAGAUCAACCUAGACGAAGAUGUUGAGGAGUCGGAAGAAUCUGACGGUGAAGACUACGACGAGGAUGAGGAUGACGAUCUGGGAGAGGAUGCCGUUGACCUCACUACUGCCUGGGAUAUGAAUGCAGCAGCCGAUGAGGAGGAGGCUAGGGAGGCGGCGAAGAAAUCUAAGCGAGCGGCCAGAGACGACAGUGACGAGGAUUCUGGGUCUGAGGCAGACAGUGAGAGCGAUGCCAGCGAGGAUGGUCUAUCAGCUUCGGACGACGAUGAUGAGGCAGAUCCGCACCAGCUCUCUAAACUACAAGACUUUGUUCAGUCUAUGGACACUGGAAAACCUACGAAGCGCACUCAGAAGUCGCAAGAACAAGCCAAGCCCUCCGAAUACGGCUUGACCUCCUCCAACAAAUUGACAGUCGCCGAUCUUCUGCCCUCAAUCACCGAUACUCGCCUCAAAAACUCCCUCAAGCACAUUGAUUCUGUUGUUCAGUCAUCCAAGGCUGGUAUUCCGGGCAAGCUCGAUGCUCCUCUGGCAAAGCGCCAGCAAGAUCGACUUGAUCGGACCGCUGCCUACGAAAAAAGCAAAGAAACCCUGAACCGAUGGCUGGAAACUGUUAAAGCCAACCGCCGAGCUGAGCAUCUCUCCUUCCCUCUCCGUGAUCCUGAUGCCGAGCAAAGUCACCGUUUGGAAGCUGCCAAGCCACAGACCGAUUUGGAAAGCGCGAUCCAGAACAUCUUGGUGGAGAGUGGAUUGGUCGAGGCUGAAGGCAAGAGUGCUGAGGACCAAAUCCAGGAGAUGGAAGAGCUCCAGGCCCGCAAUGUUCCUUUGGAAGAGAUUCAGGCUCGUCGGGCCGAGCUGCGCAAGCGACGUGACUUGCUUUUCCGCGAGGAAGUUCGUGCUAAGCGCAUCAAGAAGAUUAAGAGCAAGUCUUACCGCCGCGUCCACCGCAAAGAGCGUGAGAAGAUGGAGCAACAAGAGCGACAGGCACUCAUGGAGGCUGGAGUGGAUCCAGAUGAGAUGGACCAGGAGAAGAGUGAACGUCAGAGAGCCGAAGCCCGCAUGGGCUCCAAGCACCGUGAUAGCAAAUGGGCCAAGGGUCUGAAGCAGACUGGUCGCACUGCCUGGGAUGAAGAUGCCCGUAACAGCCAAGCUGACUUGGCUCAAAGAGAGGAUGAGCUUCGGAAGAGAAUCGAGGGUAAACGUGUCUCGACAGGAGAGGACGACUACCUCGGCUCUUCCAGCUCUGAAUCGGAAGACGAGGAUCCUUGGAAUGAGGAGGGGUCCGACGUCGAAAGACAAAAGAUCCAGAAGAAGCUCAGCGCCCUGGAGAGCAACGACAACUCCGGUGCUGUCAAGGGACCUCACGCCGACCUUUUCGAGAUGAAGUUCAUGAAAAACGCCGAUGCGGCCCGCAAAGAGCAGAACGAUGCGGAGCUCCGCAAGCUUAAUCGUGAACUCCACGGCGGGGAAUCUGAUUCUGAGGCAGAUUCGGAGGUUGGUCGACGAAAGUUCGGCCAGUCAGCGAAGCCCGAAACCAAGUCUCGUGCAAACCAAGUGCCCAAGAAUGAGUUCGAGGAAAAGUUGGAUUCCGAUGAUGAAGAUGCUCAGGUCCCCGGAUCAGAUGACGACAUGAACAUCGUUACCGAUCGGCCUGCUAAGCAGCAGUCUGGGGCUCGUGCCGACAAGCCCACCACACAGUCCCACAAAUCUUCCAAUCAACAGAAAGCAGCCGAAGAAGAGACACCUGUGGAGGAGGAGAACCCCUGGCUGGUUCAAACCGAACGUACCAACCGUCGCCGAACUGGCCCCGAUGCUCAAGAGAGCAUUGACAUCUCGCUUGAUGCUUCCCGGCCUGAAGUUACUCCGGCGAAGACCCAAAGCAAAAAGCAACAAAAGGCUAAGGCAGCACUUGCCAAGAAGCAGUUCGACGAAGAUGGUACCGACGAUGAGGACAAUGUCCCCGUCCUGCUCAAAAAUCACGAUCUUGUGAAGAGAGCAUUCGCCGGAGAUGAAGUCACUCAAGACUUCGACCAAGACAAAAUGGAUACCAUCGAAGAUGAGGGUGACCAGGUCAUCGACAACACGCUCCAGGGCUGGGGAAGCUGGGCUGGCGAGGGUGUCAGCAAGAAACAGCAGAAGAGACAAAAGCGAGACUUGACCACCGUCGCGGGUGUAAAGCCCCAGCAGCGCAAGGACGCCAAGCUCGACCGGGUCAUCAUCAACCAGAAGCGAAUUCAGAAGAACAAGAAAUACAUGGCCACUCAGCUGCCCCAUCAGUUCGAGAGCAAGCAACAGUACGAACGGUCUUUGCGCAUGCCUUUGGGCCCCGAGUGGUCUACCAAGGAGACUUUCCAGAGUGGCACCAAGCCUCGUGUGAUGGUCAAGCAGGGUAUCAUCAAGCCCAUGGAGAAGCCCAUGAUCUGA
Molecule: messenger RNA, 2874 nt
Organism: Penicillium salamii
Lineage: Eukaryota; Fungi; Ascomycota; Eurotiomycetes; Eurotiales; Aspergillaceae
Source: the annotation of a GenBank genome assembly